AUGGCUGAUGGAGAGGUGCUGACUGCUUUGAACAGCAUGCUGCUGGAGCACCUGGCUUUGGCGGGCCUUGAACUGCCUGUUCUUCAGGAAGUUGAGAAAGGCUUGCAUUCUUCAAGCGAGUCGUUGCUGACGUCGGAUCUCGCGAGGGUCUAUCAGUGUGGCAUGCAAGGACAACUGGUCGUUCGGGGGGCCUUGCUUAGUGGGCGCGAAUGCUCCAUCUCAGUGAACCCAUGGACGACGGUCUCAGAAGCAAAGGCAAUUAUGGCGACCGAGCUGGGUAUAUUUCCCCAGGACUAUUCCUUGACAAGCAACGAGGAGAUCUUGCUUGGUUCGCAAGCUAUCGGAAGGCAUGUAUCUCCAGCAGGACAUACUCACCUAACCCUCGUCCGCCUCGACCCCCGAGAUCUCUUUGCCCAGGAACUGGAUUCACUUUCGUCCGGCCCCGCCAAGAAGCAGAUGAUCGGAGAGCGUUUGUAUCCCAAGGUUCGCAGAAUCAAUGAGGCUUGGGCAGGCAAACUCACGGGAAUGAUUCUGGAGAUGGACAACGCCGAGCUCCUAGAAAUCCUCGAGUCAGACGAGCUUCUGCUGGCAAAGGUGCAGGAGGGUCUGCAUGUUCUUCGUCAGGCUGGAGAAGCCGACGGUCCGCGUAUUCUUCGUCAGCAGCGGCAGCAGCAGCAGCAGCUGCAGUAG
Symbiodinium sp. CCMP2456 is the source of this 690-nucleotide messenger RNA. NCBI's taxonomy places the organism in Eukaryota, Dinophyceae, Suessiales, Symbiodiniaceae. The record is from the annotation of a GenBank genome assembly.